UCCAGUGUGUAUCAACUGAUAGAGGCCCGGGGAAGGUGGACCUGAGAGAUACCGGCCAGUAGGCAGGGCCAGGGAAUAAUAUUUAGCCUUCCUGGCUGAGCUAAAUGACACUCCCAACAUGCAGGAUACUGUAACCGGUGAGGCAUCAACAUCAGACUCUCUUCAUGUGUCACCUGCUCCCCUGAUACCUUCAACUGAACACUACCAAAGAGAGCAUCUAAUGUCAUUGCCACCAUCAGGUAUUCCUGUCACACCAUUUGACAUGUCCCUCAGUGACCCGUCUGUCACUCCUGAAGCCCCCGUCCUCACAGCACAGAAUGUCACAGAACUGAGAAGAAUUGAACACCCUUUUUCCGAGCCAGUGACAAUAGCCAUUGUUUUGGGGGUGAUCGCUGGCAUCGUUGGAAUUAUCCUUCUCUUUUAUUACUUAAUCAGCCUAGUAACCAAGAAAAGUUCAGUUGACAUACACCCUCCCAAGAGUGAAGACACAGACGUGCCUCUAAGUUCUAUUGAACAGAGCAUUGUUCAAGAAGAGCCUGCCGAUGUUUGAAAGACCUCAAAGACAAGACAAGACUUCAGUCAAUGGAAAAAGUAAUACAAGAAUCAGACAUCUCAGUAAAUUAUGUACCUUCCUGAGCUGUACUGUUAUAAGAGAAAAUGUCACCAU
Messenger RNA from Peromyscus californicus insignis, 667 nucleotides. It is a transcript of the gene Gypa, whose product is annotated as glycophorin A (MNS blood group). Gene Ontology annotation, cellular component: membrane. NCBI's taxonomy places the organism in Eukaryota, Metazoa, Chordata, Mammalia, Rodentia, Cricetidae. The record is from RefSeq and is a predicted model, not a curated record. The transcript is spliced from 7 exons. The coding region runs from base 119 to 550 and encodes 143 amino acids.